Molecule: messenger RNA, 2410 nt
Organism: Lotus japonicus
Lineage: Eukaryota; Viridiplantae; Streptophyta; Magnoliopsida; Fabales; Fabaceae
Product: ETHYLENE INSENSITIVE 3-like 1 protein
Exons: 2
Coding region: 307-2139 (610 amino acids)
Cellular component (GO): nucleus
Molecular function (GO): DNA-binding transcription factor activity; DNA binding
Source: RefSeq, a predicted model, not a curated record
UAAUGCUCAACACCCUGUCCUUUUUCUAACCCUCUCUUCUCUCUUUCUUCACACCUUCCUCUGUUUCUUUCCUCCAUCUCUUUCUCUGCUCAAACUCUCUAAAACAACCCACUUCUUCUCCCCUUAUUGACCUGUUUAGACCCAUUUCUGGAUCUUCUGGUGUAAAGGGCCUUUAAAAGCUUGAGAAUUUGGUGACUUGGUUUGCAGUGUGAAAUUUGAAAUCUUGCUACUCACUCCAUCUGAAGCUGUUAACCCAAGUUUUCUGAAUAUUUACACCACCUUUGGGUUUGUUUUGCCUGAGAAAAGAUGAUGAUGUUUGAUGAAAUGGGGUUUUGUGGCGAUUUGGAUCUGUUUUGUGGUUCCCUUGGAGAAGGGGAUAUUGCUGUCAAGCAAACUGAGUCAGAAGCUGUAGUUGAUGAUGAUUAUAGUGAUGAAGAAAUGGAUGUGGAUGAGCUUGAGAGGAGGAUGUGGAGGGAUAAACUGCGUCUCAAGAGACUGAAAGAGCAAACUAAGGCUAAGGAAGGAAUCGAUGCAGCAAAGCAAAGGCAGUCUCAAGAACAGGCAAGGAGGAAAAAGAUGUCAAGAGCACAAGAUGGAAUACUGAAGUACAUGCUGAAAAUGAUGGAAGUUUGUAAGGCGCAAGGAUUUGUGUAUGGGAUAAUUCCUGAGAAGGGGAAACCGGUGACUGGCGCAUCUGACAAUCUUCGUGAAUGGUGGAAGGAUAAGGUUCGUUUUGAUCGGAACGGUCCAGCUGCCAUAGCCAAGUAUCAAGCGGACCACGCGAUCCCAGGAAGGAACGAUGGAUGCAAUUCUGUUGGUCCAACUCCGCAUACCUUGCAAGAGUUACAGGACACCACCUUGGGUUCCCUCUUGUCAGCACUGAUGCAGCACUGUGAUCCCCCUCAGAGGCGGUUCCCCUUGGAGAAGGGUGUUCCUCCACCAUGGUGGCCCACAGGGAAUGAAGAAUGGUGGCCCCAAAUUGGUUUGCCUAAAGAUCAAGGCCCUCCACCUUACAAGAAACCUCACGACCUGAAGAAGGCGUGGAAGGUUGGUGUUCUAACUGCAGUUAUCAAGCACAUGUCUCCUGAUAUCGCCAAGAUUCGCAAGCUUGUGAGGCAGUCCAAAUGCCUUCAAGAUAAAAUGACAGCCAAGGAAAGUGCAACCUGGCUCUCCAUCAUCAAUCAAGAGGAGUCUUUGGCUCGAGAGCUUUAUCCUAAUUAUUGCCCUCCAUUAUCCUCUGCUGGAGGUAGUGGGUCUUUGGUCAUCAAUGAUUGCAGCGAGUAUGACGUUGAUGGUGCUGAUGAUGAGCCGAACUUUGAUGUGGUGGAACGAAAACCUGAGAAUAUCCAUCCAUCCAAUCACGGGAUGGAGAGAAUGAGGGGAAUGCUGCCAGUUCAGCAACCUUCUCAUCCAAUCAAGGGAGAGGUUGUCACAAACUUGGACUUCAUUCGCAAGAGGAAGGUCUCUAGUGACUUUAACAUGAUCAUGGAUCAGAAAAUUUACACAUGUGAACAUCCUCAGUGCCCUUAUAAUGAAGUUCGCCUCGCCUUUCAAGACAGGUCUGCUAGAGACAAUCAUCAAUUGAGUUGUCCGUAUAGAAGUGGUGCUGCCGACUAUGGUGGUCCUAAUUUUCAUGCUACUGAGAUUAAGCCAGUUAUAUUCCCCCAGUCAUUGGUUCAACCCAACACUUCAGUUCAGUCUGCUAAUUUGGUUCCACCUUCAUUCGAUCUAACUGGGCUUGGAGUUCCAGAGGAUGGCCAGAAAAUGAUCAGCGACCUUAUGUCGAUCUACGAUACAAAUGUUUUAGGAAACAGGAACUUAAGUUCCAAUAACAACUCUGUAGCUGCAGAAAACCAAAACCUUUCUCAGCCCAGCAUUCAGCGACAACAGGACAAUUUCUUUUCUGGUCAAGGAAUGGUGAUGGAUGGCAACUUCUUUGCGCGAGAGGACGGUCAAUUUGACCGGUUCAAGGCUAUGAACUCUCCCUUUGAAACCAACCACAACAACAACAACAAUAAUAUCCACAUGAUAUUUGGCUCUGCAUGUGAUUUGGCAUCUUUUGAUUUCAAGGAGGAUCUACACGGAGUAGGGAUGGACACACUUCACAAACAACCAGAUGUUUCAAUAUGGUACCAGUGAAAAUGACUUUUUAGAAGGGUUGCCACUCUGAUCAUGUGAAACUCCCUUGAGUCAAAGGUGGUGACUGCAUUUUUCUUCACAUGUAAUGGUGUAGGUUUAGAUAUUUUGUUGUGCUUGGUCUGUUCUGUUAUUAUGGGUUAAUAAGUUAUAUGGUGAUCAUGUUCCUAUAAUGUAACCCUUUUGUGCUUUUAUCAUUGUUAAUUAGCCCUAUUGUUGUCACUAUAUUAUAUGUACUACUGUGAAAUAAAUAAGAUGGUAGUUCUCUCAUAAA